CUGGGCCCGGCGAGCGGAUCUCGGAGAACUGGCACUUCCCACGAGAGACCUCUCCCUGCUCCCCGAGCCGCGCAGGACAUGAGCCACGGGAAGAGAACCGACAUGCUCCCGGAGAUCGCCGCCGCCGUGGGCUUCCUCUCCAGCCUCUUGAGGACCCGGGGCUGCGUGAGCGAGCAGAGACUUAAGGUUUUCAGUGGGGCGCUCCAGGAGGCACUCACAGAGCACUACAAACACCACUGGUUUCCAGAAAAGCCAUCCAAAGGCUCUGGCUACCGCUGCAUUCGCAUCAACCACAAGAUGGACCCCAUCAUCAGCAAGGUGGCCAGUCAGAUUGGACUCAGCCAGCCCCAGUUGCAUAGCCUGCUGCCCAGCGAGCUGACCUUGUGGGUGGACCCUUACGAGGUGUCCUAUCGCAUAGGGGAGGAUGGCUCCAUCUGUGUCCUGUAUGAGGAGCCUUCGGUGGCUGCCUCCUACGGCCUUCUCACCUGCAAAAACCAAAUGAUGCUGGGCAGGAGCAGCCCUUCCAAGAACUACGUGAUGGCGGUCUCCAGCUAGAUCCCUGCUGCCCCCACCCCGGCACUCUACUGUACUCAUUCGCCAUGACAACAGGCCACCGCAUACCUCAACCUGGGGAACUGUAUUUUUAAAUGAAGAGCUAUUUAUAUAUAUAUAUAUAUAUAUAUAUAUUAUAUAUAUUAUUUUUUUUAAGAAAAGAGGAGAAAAAAAACCAAAAGAUUUUUUAAAAGAAAAAAAUCCUUAAAGGGAGCUGCUUGGAAGUGGCCUCCCCAGGUGCCUUUGGAGAUAACUGUUGUGUGUUUGAGUCUGUGAGCCAGUGUCUGCUUAUGGGAGGGGGAGUGGUUGGGGGGUAGACCUAGCCAAGGUGAGGGAAAAGCUUGGUGGCAUCCCAGGAGGUAGAAGAGGGAGCAAGCAAGGUUAGCACCUGUGAAUGAGAGGUCAGGAUCUGCCCUGCAGGACCUCUCCUCCCAGCUGGGUCACCUGAAUUCCUGGUUCCUCUCUCUCAGGGGCCUUUAAGCCAGGACUUCGAUAAUACUAUGUUGCCUAAUGUCUUUUCUAAUGAGAUCUGGGCAGAGUGAAAAGGCCUCUCCUUAUUCCUCUGUCCUAAGCAGCUUUUCUCAGAAAUCAUGACUCCUUUCUGAUUCUACCCUUGGGGCCUGUAGAGGUUGUUUACCAGCUAGGAAUCUAAAGCGCUUUUUUUUUUUUUUUUUCCCUCCCUCGGGAGGGGAUGCUAAGGCUGGGGUUGGAGGUCUUUGGGGUUAGGAUGGAAGGGAACUCUGCACAGAACCUUUGCUUUGCUGUGUGCUGCUUUGUGUGUAUGUGUGGCAAAUGAUUUGGGGGUGAUUUGCAAUGGAAUUUUGGGACCCAAAGAGUAUCCACUGGGGAUGUUUUUUGGCCAAAACCCUUCUUUUUGGAACCACAUGAGAGUCCUGAUGCUGCUACAAUUAUUCUUUUGAAAGGUGGCUCAAAAGCUACAGGGAACUUCAGGGCCUUUUAAUACUGCCUUUUUUUAAAGCACAACACUCCUCUCUUGCCCUCCUGUCCUCUCCCCUUCUGGUUGGGUCACGGGCUAUCCUAUUUUCUAGGACAAGAGUUCUCAAUCACUGUGCAAUAUGCCCCAGGAGGCUUUGGAGAACUGGCUCAUAACACCUGGUACCCUGGUAGGUUUCCCCUCUCCUCAGCUGAAGGGGAGGAUGCCCAUGCUCUGCAGGACUACUUGGUAUACUUGCAGGGCUGACACUAAAAGCCAAACCUUGGGCAUUUUUUUCUCCCUGGUGCUCAGAGCACCUGUGGGAGAAUUUGUUGCCUCAUAGUAAAAUCCAAAUUCGUCUGUAGACUUGUGCAAUAUUUACUUUUCU
Messenger RNA from Urocitellus parryii (Arctic ground squirrel), 1874 nucleotides. RefSeq names its product BTG anti-proliferation factor 2 (gene Btg2). Lineage: Eukaryota; Metazoa; Chordata; Mammalia; Rodentia; Sciuridae. Gene Ontology annotation, cellular component: nucleus; cytoplasm. Gene Ontology annotation, biological process: negative regulation of cell population proliferation. The record is from RefSeq and is a predicted model, not a curated record.